Messenger RNA from Cryptococcus amylolentus CBS 6039, 3357 nucleotides. RefSeq lists its product as hypothetical. The coding region runs from base 4 to 3357 and encodes 1117 amino acids. The transcript has 9 exons. Lineage: Eukaryota; Fungi; Basidiomycota; Tremellomycetes; Tremellales; Cryptococcaceae. The record is from RefSeq and is a predicted model, not a curated record. Gene Ontology annotation, cellular component: mitochondrion.
GCCAUGUCUUUCUUCCACCCAGCCCUCAAGCCUCUGCCCUCACGGUACCUCCCAAGAAUCAGAACAUUAAGGCCCGUCUGCCGGUGUCUCUCUACGAGCACAGUGGUGUGGUCAGGGAGCAAUCGAUGGUCGAAAAUCAGGCAUAAGAAGGGGGUUGUGGAUCAACAGCGCGGCGCCCUAUUCUCCAAACUCAGCAAAGAAAUCAUCCUAUCCAUGCGCCCGCCCGCCUCCCCAGAUCCAGCAUUCAACAGCAAACUCACCACCGCGCUCCAGCGUGCGAAAGAACAGGGGCUGACGAAGCAGGGGAUUGAGAAUGCGAUGGCGCGGGCAAAGGUGGUAGCGGAAGGCGGGGGACAGACGGUGGUUUAUGAGGCUCUGGCAGCGGGCGGUCAGGUCGCUCUUCUUAUCGAAUGCAACACCCAAAACGCCUCGCGCCUCGUCAGACGCGUCAAAGAGCUCCUCUCCAAGAACGGUGCCCAGACAUCCGCCGUCUCUUUUCUUUUUGAGAAGAAGGGGUCGAUCACGCUCACGCCGAACGAGGGAGAGAACGGGUUUGAGGCGUUGUUUGAGGCGGCGGUAGAGGCGGGGGCGGAAGAUGUGCGAGAGGUGGAGAAUGAUGAAGGCGGUGUAGAGUAUGAAGUGAUAACAACCCCAUCAACCCUCUCCUCCAUCACCCAGCUCCUCCAGCCCAACCCAGGCUACACUAUCCAAUCCUCCGAGCUCAUCUUUGUCCCGAACGAACCGUUGAAAGUAAUUGAAGAGGGGCAAGAAGCGGAAGGGGAAGGGGUGAGGGAAGAGGUGGUGGAGAGUGUGGGGAGGUUGGUGGAUGUGUUGGAGGAGGAGGCGGAGGUGGAGAAGGUUUGGACGAAUUUGGAUCCCGUCACUCCGACUUUUGUUUUCAUCGCUGCUUUCAUCUCCAUCUUUCACCAUCUCCGCCAUGUCCAUCCCUCCCCCCGCCCCCUCUCGUCCUCUCCCCACCCCCUCCCCAUCCCAUCCCCCACCAUCCUCACCCACCUCACCGCCCUCUCCCACCCCCGCACAGCCCCCCCUCUCCUCCCUCCGCACCUCCACCCCCACGCCCCUCUUUCCUCCCGCCCCGCCCCGUCCACGCUCCUCCCUUCUCCACAUGGCGGCGGGAAGGACAAGGGCGAGUUUAGGGAGAAGACGGAGAGGGGCUUGGUGGGCGAGUUGAGGGAAGGGGUCAAGUUUUGGCGAGGGGUCGUCGAGGGGCAGGGGCAGGGGCAGGGCAAGGGAAGGGGGGGAGGGGGAGGGCGGAUGUACCAAGCGCUAAAGGAAGUGCUCACCCAUCAAUCCACCCUCCUAUCCACUUCCUCCGCCCUCCUCCCCCUCCCCUCCCUCCCCACACUCCCCACACUCCCCCAUCCCCAAAACCAGAAUCAACCCCCCUCCACCCUGCUCCAAACACUCUCCUCCCUCGCCGGCCUACAGACGUUUUUAGAGGAUUCGCAGUUUGGGCUGCAGCAGGCGAGUUUGGCGAUUGCUGGGGAGAGGGUGGUGGUGGAUGUGGAUUUGGGGGUGGACGUUGCGGAGGGGGAGGGGGAGGGGGAGGGGGAGGGGGAGGAGGGGUCGAGGAUGGGUACGCCUUUAGGUACCCCUCUAGCUGCUUCCACCCCCGCCCCCGGGAGCGUGGGCGUGGGCGCAGGCCGCGAGCGCGAAGAAAAACCCAAGAUCAAGCUCCUCAAACUCGAAGCAUCACAUGUGACGCCGAAAGGCGAGACAGGCCAGUCGUCGCACGUCAAAGCGACGCUCACAAAGCUGGUGGAAGCGUAUUUGGAGCUUUAUAAUGCUGCCCCUGUGCCGCCUCUUCCCGUUCCUACCGGGUUUCCGAAUACCGGCUCACAACAAGCCCCGCCGCUCACGCAACACGGACACGAACACGAUGAAGAAAGAGGAGGGGAAGGAGGAGGAAGGGAUCAAGCAGAAGCAGCAGAAGCGAUGGCGGAUAUCAUCAGACACUUGGAGAACGCGUUGCGGGCGUUGAAACGGAUAGACGAUGUGGCUUGUGCGGAGGGAGAAGGGGAGGGGGUGGUCGAUUGGUUUGAAGAGGUUGAGAAAGUGGCGGGCGGUGUUGAUGCGUUGUUUGGAGAAUCUCUGGAACAUCAGGUGUACCCAGCUGAGAGGCCUUGUAUCUUUCCUUCUUUCCGUCUUUUACCCCCUUCUCCACCUUUGUCUUCUGCAUCUGGAUCGACAAGUCCGAAAGAGGGCGGCAGGGUGGAAGCGUUCAACCCGACAUGGCAGAUCCGACCUCUCCUCUUGCACCUCAACGAAUCCGUCCCUUCCCUCCUCCCUUCCCCCGCUUCUUCUCCAGAUGGACACGGGGAAGGAGAAGGAGAAGAUGUCACCAUGGAUACAGACACGCAAGAACAUGAACAUGCACAGGAGAAGAAGAAGGAGAAGAAGGAGAAGGAGGGGGAGAAUGAAGCAGGAGGAUGGCGGCUAGGGAGCGAUUGGGUCAUUGAAUGUCUCGACCCUUCCGGGCUCGUGUGUCCUAGGCAAUGGCUCUUAUCAGACCAAUAUAUACUUCCAGACCGAGGAGAUGAGAGGGAGAGGGACGAACCCGCCAGCCAAGCGGGCCAAGUCGGAUCGAGGAUCGAAAGUCUACUCUAUCGACCAUACCAACAACCUUCCUUCAUGCCGCCUCAGGCUCAACAGCAAGCUUUCCCGUACACUUUACCGUUCGUACAGCGUUCUCAACCGGCCGCCCACCAGAAGCAGGGCGGAGGGGAAGGGGAGGGGCUGGAGCAGUAUUGGUCGAUAGCGCAUCCUGGGCCUGGGGGAUGGGUUGUUGGAAGGGUGGGGUUGGGGAGGAAUGAAGAGGGAUUACGGAGGGCUAUCGUUGCUCUAAGACGGCAGACGGUCAUGAACCAACUCUUCUACCAGGUAUUCAAGGCAGAGUAUUGUCGGCCUUAUGACGUUGAUGUCGGGAAUGUGCCGGACCCUAAUGGCGAGACCAACCCCAACCCACUGGACGGCGAGGGUGAGAUGAAGAAUGAAGGGGAGGAUGCAGAGAUGGCGGAAGAUGAAGAUGAGGAUGGGGAUGAUGAUUGGCUCUCUGCAUCACAAAAAUCAAUCCCAUGCUCCCUCACCAUCCUCCCAUCAUCAUACCUCAUCGCCCUACCCAUCCUCUCUUCAGAAGGCAAGAUACGCGAUACGCAAGUCACCGUUAAGCCGUCCCCGGUGUCGGUGGCGGGAGGGGGGUAUGUGCAUGUUGGGGUGAAGGUUGAUGGGGAGGAUGUUGGGGUGUUUGGGGAUGGGGCUGGGGCUGGGGUUGGGGCUGGGGGAAGGAGGGAUUUGGUGGGGAUUGUGGAUGAGGUUGUCAGGCUUGUCAGGGGAUGA